CCUGCUGGCGACUGUUCCCCGCCUCCCCGCCGGGGUUCUCGGGCGCUCUGGGGACCCCUUGAUCCGUCCUGCAGCUGCUCGGGGUUCCUGAUUCAAAGCCUGCGCGCGGCCCCCCGCGGUCCCCGACGACCCCCGAAGACCCCCGCCUCCCGGACGCCCCGACCUCCGGAGCGUCCCUCUGUCCCGCCGCGCAGCCCAGGAGCCUGAGCCGAGUCCCAGCGCCGCGCAGGGUCAGGCCUCCAGCCCCCCCGGAUGAGUGCUUUCUGUUCCUUUCCUCUUGUUUCUAUUCCAGAAGACAAUGGACGCUUUUGAGAGGAGCAAAUAUGGAACUCUCAGUGAAGGCAGCAGAGCAGGUGCCAGCUUUGAUGCUUCGUCCUCCUUGAGGAUCGUCCUGGUGGGCAAAUCGGGCAGCGGGAAAAGUGCCACCGGGAACAGCAUCCUCUGCCAGCCAGCGUUUGAGUCCCACGUGGGGGCCCAGAGCGUGACCAGGCAGUGCCAGGAGGCCAGGGGCACUUGGGAAGGGAGGAGCAUCCUGGUGGUGGACACGCCCCCCAUCUUCGACGCCGGGCCGCCCACCCAAGACCUGUACAAGAACAUCGGGGACUGCUACCUGCUGGCCGCCCCCGGGCCCCACGUGCUGCUGGUGGUCACUCGGCUGGGCCGCUUCACCGCGCACGACGCUGAGGCAGUCAGGAGGGUGAAGGAGGUCUUUGGGCCACGGGCCAUGAGACACGUGAUCGUCCUCUUCACUCACAAGGAGGACCUGCUGGAUGAGCCCCUGGCUGACUACCUGGCCAGCGUGAAGGACACGGGUCUGCACGGGCUCCUGCGGGAGUGCGGGAGGAGGUUCUGCGGCUUCAACAACCGGGCCACGGGCGCAGAGCAGCGCCGGCAGCUGGCCGAGCUCAUGGGCCAGGUGGAGAGUCUGGAGCGGGAGCUGCAGGGCGGCUUCCUGAGCAACGAAUUGUCGCGGGAGGCGCAGCUGCUGCUGCAGCAGCGGAGCGCGGGGGCCGAGUGCGGGGAGCAGAGCGCGCGCUACCUGGGCCUGGUGCGGGGCGAGCUGGAGAAGCAGAGGCGGGCAGUGGCCACGGCCCAGGGGAGCUGCCAGGGGGCCGGGCUGUGCAGAAUCAAGAGCUGGAUGGCGUCUCACGCCUGGAUUGCUAUUCUUCUUAUUUGCAUUUUAAUUUUUCUGAUUAUUUUCAUUGACUUUGGUAUCCCUCAUGGGCACUGAGCAUUUUUAGAACAUUGGCUGCUUUCCUGCUCAGAAUUGCGGUCUCUGCUUAGAGGCCCUAAAUUUGCUUCUUACAUCAUUUCAUUGACAAUUUCUCUCCUUCUAUCCCACCUGGCAUCGAUUUAACUUUCAG
This is a messenger RNA of Sorex araneus (European shrew), 1364 nucleotides long. RefSeq names its product GTPase IMAP family member 5-like. The record is from RefSeq and is a predicted model, not a curated record. Gene Ontology annotation, molecular function: GTP binding. The transcript is spliced from 3 exons. The coding region runs from base 299 to 1231 and encodes 310 amino acids. Lineage: Eukaryota; Metazoa; Chordata; Mammalia; Eulipotyphla; Soricidae.